Drosophila innubila is the source of this 2232-nucleotide messenger RNA. It is a transcript of the gene Acox57D-d, whose product is annotated as probable peroxisomal acyl-coenzyme A oxidase 1. Gene Ontology annotation, molecular function: acyl-CoA oxidase activity; fatty acid binding; FAD binding. The transcript has 8 exons. Gene Ontology annotation, cellular component: peroxisome. The record is from RefSeq and is a predicted model, not a curated record. Gene Ontology annotation, biological process: fatty acid beta-oxidation using acyl-CoA oxidase; lipid homeostasis. Lineage: Eukaryota; Metazoa; Arthropoda; Insecta; Diptera; Drosophilidae. Bases 82 to 2115 code for a protein of 677 amino acids.
AACUGCUCAGUUGAUGUGUGCAGCUCUUAGCGAUUACUUCAUUCGCCUUUCACUUUGUGUUUAUUAUUUUUUAAUAUUAAAAUGUCGCAUAUUAAGAAUAUAAUUCCGAAAACAGUGAAUCCUGAUCUAAUAAAGGAGCGCUCAGGGGCCACCUUUGAUGUGGAGGAGUUUGCUGCUUGGUGGCAGGGCAGUGUUGAGAAACUUAAAACCAAAAGAGAAAUAGAGCGUGCCAUCUUUAGUGAUCUGGAGGAUGGCUAUGGCGUGAACCAUGAAUACAUGUCCCAUGAGGAUCUCUACAAUUCUACAGUGAAGAAGGUGGCCGAAGCAGCGCCCAAGUUGAAAGCGCUGCAGAACAAGCUCAAUCCUGGAGGCAAAGACAUUUGGCCUGGCUGCCUGUACAACACCCAGUCCUUUGGCCUGUUUCCCGCCAAUCAUCCGCUGGCCACGCACAUUACCAUGUUUGUGGAUGUGAUCAAGGGUCAGGGCACUCCCGAACAGGUUGAGAAGUGGGGCAAGGCGGCGGAGAACUGCAACAUAAUUGGCAGCUAUGCACAAACGGAACUUGCCCAUGGCACCAAUGUGCGAGGCAUCGAGACGAGGGCGGACUAUGAUGUGAGGGGUGGGGAAUUUGUGCUCAACACACCCAAUUUGGAGGCCUACAAGUGGUGGCCCGGCGGCAUGGGUCACACGGCCAACCAUGCCAUGGUUGUUGCCCAGCUCUACAUCUCCGGCAAGCACAAAGGUGUCCAGAUGUUCAUUGUGCCGCUGCGUGAUCCGGAGACACACAUGCCACUGCCCGGCAUUGACAUUGGUGAGGUUGGCAAGAAAAUGGGCAUGGCCUCGGUCAAUCAAGGUUUCUUGGGUCUGAAGAAUGUGCGCAUUCCACGCAACAACAUGCUCAUGAAGUUUGCCAAGGUGGAGCGUGAUGGCACCUUUACAGCCAGUCCCGCUUCCCGGGUCAACUACCUGACCAUGGUCUUUACGCGCUGCCUGAUUGUCGAUUUGAACUCCAUUUUGCUGCUGGAGGCUUCUACAAUCGCCACCCGCUACUCCGCCGUGCGUCGCCAGAGUCCCAUUGAGUCCAAUGGACCGGAGCCGCAGAUCAUAGAUCAUGUUACGCAGCGUUUGAAACUGUUCCCGGAGAUUGCCACUGGCAUUGCGUAUUCUCUGGUCGCCAAGCACAUGUGGGAAAUGUACGAUCAGACGGUGCUGGAUGCCAACAAUGGUAAAUUUGAGCGAUUGCCCGACAUGCACAUCCUUUCGUGCGCCUUGAAGGUACUCUGCACCACUGAUGGCUGUGCGGGCAUUGAGCGUCUGCGUCUUUCCACUGGCGGACAUGGCUAUCACAUUGUCGCCAAUCUGAGCAACAUCUAUGGUAAUGCAGUGGCUGCGUACACCUAUGAGGGCGAGAAUACGGUGCUCCUGCUGCAGAUUGGACGUGCUCUGGUCAAGGCCUGGGCUAGCUUCAAGCAGGGUCAGGCUCCUUCCUCAUCAUAUGCCUACUUUGAGCCUUCCAUGCGAUUAACCGAGUUUCCCAAGUGGGACAACUCCUGGCAAUGUAUUGUCAAGGCACUACAGUUUACAGCAGCCCGAAAGACCCGCAUUGCCUUUGAUAACAUGUCGGAGCGCAUUGCAGCUGGCCAGUCUCAGGGCAUGGCAGCCAAUAACACUGGAAUUGAGCUGACACAAGCUGCCGAGCUUCAUGGUCGUCAGUUUGUGUGCCAAGCUUUCAUCGAGCAGAUCACUGGAUCCAAGGCCCAAAAACGCUCCAAGGCUCUGAACGAAGUUCUAGAAAAUGUGCUGGAACUGUUCCUCGUGAAGACUGUGCUCAACAAUUUGAGUGAUAUACUGAGAUUCAUCAACCUGACUGAUGCGGAUCUGAAAUCUCUGCAAAACCGUUUGGAGCUGUCGCUUGAAAAGUUCCGUCCGAAUGCCGUGGCCAUUUGUGAUGGAUUUGAUUUCCACGAUCGCGUUCUCAACUCUGUUUUGGGCAGCUACGAUGGCAACGUUUAUCCACGCCUCUUCGAUGCAGCCAAGCGCAGUACGAUGAACCAAAAACCCGUACAAAAGUCAUUUGAAACCUAUCUGAAACCCCUGAUGAAGGCCAAUCUGUAAAUAAUGCAAUAUUACCAUGCAAAUAUCUGUUUGCUUGAACUGUUCCUUAAAAUAUUAUGCAUUUGUUGAAUAUAAUUUUGAGUAUCUUCAAAGAAAUGCACACUGUAUUCUUUUAAU